Messenger RNA from Owenia fusiformis, 3443 nucleotides. NCBI's taxonomy places the organism in Eukaryota, Metazoa, Annelida, Polychaeta, Sabellida, Oweniidae. The record is from the annotation of a GenBank genome assembly.
GGCCUGUUUUGUGGACUGAUAUGUUCCUUGGUAUUUCUCCUUAAUGGGACAGAAGUUUGGUGUAAAGAAGAAGGUAUCAACAAGAUAAAGUAUCUCAACAAGUACAAACUGACUGAGAUGUUUCUUCAGGUUAGACCAAAAAAUAUCCAACCCCUUCUUGAAGCCACUACAAAGGUUGCCAAAGAAUAUAUCACUAAGAUUCUUGGUACAGAUAAAGAUGAGCACGUAGUUGAAAAGUUAAUUACAAAUACGAAUAGAAUUGGCAAACGUCUGAGCCCGUUUUGGGAACAAUUGGAAGAAUGGAAAACAUUGAGAAUUCAGCUUUCGGAUGCUAUCGACAAUUUUAUACAAACUGUGUUUGAAGACGCAGGUGAAACAUUCGAUUCUAUCUUUUGGCUUAUUGAUUUUCACAAACAUUUGUUUUUGAAAGAAAGAGAGGGGGUUACUUACAUAAAUGAUGAUUUGCUAAAGAGUCUUAAAAUUACAAAAGACUAUAGAAAACGUUUCAACAAACUGUUCAAAAUCACUCCAGAUUUAAAACAAAUGAAAGAGGCUGAAAUACUUAAACAAAAUUUUAGCCAAUUCUAUAAGGUGACCAAAAAGCUUCAGAAAUUGACAAACUGGAUCGUCAAGGUCAUCCUACAGUUGAUGAUCCCUGAUGGAACAGAGAACAUGGGGUUUAACAAUUGCAAUGCAGAGUCUAAAGGGGUUAAUCUUAUAAGGACAGAUGACGGUGCGAGUUUCUUAGCAGUGUGUGAUGCGGAAUGGCUUGUUGUGGCUCAAAGGUUUGAUGGAAGUGUAAACUUCACGAGGUAUUAUGAAGAUUACAGUAUUGGCUUUGGUGAUCCCCUUUCAGAGUACUUUAUUGGACUUGAUAAUUUUGUCUCUGCGGCCUCACAAGAUAUAUAUACGUUGCGUUUUGAGUUGACAACAUGGGAAAAUGAAACCAGAACGGCCGAUUAUAUGACUUUUGAUGCCACACCUUUAGAUUAUGCCGAUGUAGGUUAUACACCACCCUGGUAUAGGUUAAGAGUAAGGAAUUUCCAAGGCACAGCUGGGGAUUCCCUGUACUAUGUCAAAUAUAAUGAUAGCGGCUUUAUCCCAUUUACAGCUACCGGAAAAUGUUUUAAGGAGGAGAUAGGAUGGUGGUGGGGUUAUUGUGGUAAAGCUAACCUAUUUGGACGAUAUAACCACGGACCUGAAUGUAAUAAAGCAAUGGACUGUAUGAGUUGGCAAGCAUGGCCAGACCAACUUCUAAAUGAAAAGGAUAAUAAGUUUUAUUCAUUUAAAGCUAUGCGAAUAAUGAUACGUCCACUGCCCAUUGAAGCCCCUCCAAAAUGUAUAAAAGGGGUUGCUAAUGAAUUUAACGCUGCUCAAAGAAGUGAUAGCGAUAACAAGCUUCUUGCAAAAUGUGAAGGACAGUGGUUGGUUGUUGCUCACAGGUUUGACGGAAGCAUUGAUUUCAAUCGCACAUGGAAUGAAUAUAAAGCCGGAUUUGGUAACAUCUCUGGAGAGUUCUUCAUAGGUCUUGAAACUCUGUUUAAGUUAACAUUUAGAAAUACAUUCAUGGUCCGCUUCGAAAUGAUAGAUAACAGUGGUAUAAUGACUUAUUUUGAGAUUGAUAGCUUCGCUAUUUUAGACGAAAACAAUCAUUUUGGGUUUUGGUAUUCUUUUUAUGAGUCAACCAGGGGAAAUGGAAGCGACCUUAAAAUACCUUCUGGAAAAUUCUCAACUUGGGAUAGUGAUAAUGAUGGCAAUCCUGAUAUAUCAUGUGUACAGCAAACAGGUGUACCCUUUUGGCAUUCUGUGGUAUACAGAGACAAGCAAUAUCAGUGUAAAACACCAUGGCCAUCAUAUAUCUUUGGACAAUUCAAAUUCAAGGAUAUGAAAAUGAUGAUAAAACAUGUUGAAACGCGGUGUGGUGAACGAAAAAGUGGCAUCAAUGACAUACAUCCCUUGGGUGGAUCGUCAUUCAAAGCAAAGUGUGAGGAAGACUGGCUUAUGGUUGCUCACAGAUUUGAUGGGAGUGUUGAUUUUUAUCGUACUUGGGCUGAAUAUAAAACUGGUUUCGGUGAUCCAUCGGGAGAGUACUUUAUUGGCCUUAAUAACCUGUUAUCUUUGUUUACUGCAGAUAGAAAUUAUGUGCUAAGAUUGGAAUUCACAACAUGGGAUGGGCGAACUGAGACUGCAGAAUACUACGUAUUUCGACUCGGCUGGGCAAGUGAAACUGCCAUUCGACUUGAGGAUUUUCGAGGUUCUGGAAAAGAUGUUAUGUCAACUUCCCAUUAUUACCAUUAUACUUAUGAUACCAUUGAUGACUACCCGUUUUCCACUUGGGAUCACGGGGAUGAUCCUUUGACAAACUGUUCUGCAUUACGCAGAGGUGCCUGGUGGUGGUACAGACCAGCAGGAAGUUCUGAAUACUAUUAUGAAAGAGGUGUGGAUUACAAGGACCAAGAUGGCUGUGGAUUUACCAACCCAUUUGGACGAUAUAUGAAUGAAUCAAAAUGUGACAUAGAGUAUGGAUGCAUGAGCUGGUUGGGUUGGCCUGGGGAGCUUUUCAGUGAAGCUGAGCGGAAAGCAAACAAGGAUCUUCACAAUGGCUGGUAUUCAUUCAAAGAGAUGAAAUUCCUGAUACGUCUAAGAGAACCAAAUUGGUUAAGGCAUUGGGCCGGCGUAUUAAUGACAAGGCCUUGGGCCAUACAACAAUUUGGCUAAAGGGCCUUAAAUUUUAAGGCUUUUUGGCAUUUUGGUCACCAAUUUUGCUAGAGACUAUUUUAAGGUUAUUUAGCAUUUUGGCUAAAGGGUCUUAUAUUUCAAGGUUCUUUAGUAUUUGUGGUGAUGAGAAUGCUAAAGAGUCAUAAAAUUUAAGGUACUUAAGCAAAAUUAGUUACAAAAAUGCUAAUACAAAAAUACAAUGUGGGGAAGGAAUGAUUGAUAUUUGAAAAAUAACAUGUGACUAUUGAUGACUGCAUCAAAAUUCGGAACAUACGGACCAACCUUAAAUAAAUUCAUGAUUUUUCAAACAAAAAACUUCAAAAAACACUUUUGAAAUAAAAAAAAGGUUUUACGUACCACAUUCUGAUAACAUUUGGCUGGGCAUAAGCCGAAGUGACCCAAACUUUGAAUGGAGCCGUUAACAUCUCCAACAUAUCAGAAUCUUUCAGGAGAUAUUGUAGAUCAUAGGGAAUAGAUCGGUAUGUUAAUAGUAUAUGUUACUUGCAAAUUUGUCAACCCCUAUAGAUCUAAUUCUGCCCGGCUAUAGUUAAAGUUGUCCAAAACUAGGCAACAUUGGUGACAUGUUGCGCCCCCCCCCCCCUGGCAAGAAAUUAUUUCAAAAUCAUGCAGUUUUUCACCAUUCUGAGCACUUUUCGCAUGAUUUUUUGGCAUUGUAUAAAAACUCCUACCUCAUACCCACCUACCCACGUACGUUGGACAUGAUA